GCGGAGGAAUAUCACCAUCCGGUCUUGUCGUACGAGCACAAGGGUGUAUUUCAGAAAGAUCGACAGCGCUGACAAAAGAACAUCGUUUCAACUUACAUAGUGUUGGCAAUUCAGAAACAGACAAAACCAACAUGUCAUACAGAGACAGAAUGUUCGAUUCAUCGGGCCGGUCAGAUAGAAAAGGGUUUGGUGGCAAUGCCGGAAAAUUACCUGGCGGAUUUCCGUCUCGUUUUGGCCAAGGAGGAGGAAUCGGCGGCAGUCGCUUUGGAGGCGGAGGCAGAGGAGGUGGUGGUGGGUUUGGAGGUGGAAUGCGUGGCAAGCUGGACAAGAACAGCCAACCUGGUCAAAAUCUUCGAAAGCCAAGAUGGGAAACUGAAAGACUAAUCCCAUUUGAGAAGAAUUUUUUCCGGGAACACCCAAAAGCUACAAGCAGAGAUCCUAAUGAAAUUGCUGCAUACUUUGAAGCAAACAAGAUCACCUUUAAGGGAAGCAAUUCUCCAAAACCUGUUCUGACAUUUGAAGAAGCAGGGUUUCCAGAAUAUGUAAUCGCUUCAUUUAGACGUCAAAGUUGGACUGCUCCAACAGCAAUUCAAGCAGCUGGUUGGCCUAUUGCUCUGUCUGGCAGAGAUUUUGUAGGAAUUGCCCAAACUGGUUCAGGAAAAACUGCUGGCUUCAUUUGCCCAGCCACAGUACACAUCAUGGCCCAGCCUAACCUACAGCCACGUGAUGGACCCAUUGUUUUGGUGUUGGUUCCUACCCGUGAAUUAGCUCAGCAAGUACAGGAAGUUGCCAUUGAAUUUGGUCAAAGCUCUAGGAUAAGAAGUGUGUGUGUUUAUGGUGGAUCUCCCAAAGGACCACAGAUAAGGGACUUGGAGAGAGGUGCUGAAAUAUGCAUUGCCACUCCUGGAAGACUCAUUGAUCUCCUUGAAGCUGGAAAGACAACAUUGAAAAGAACCACUUACUUGGUCCUUGAUGAAGCAGACCGAAUGCUGGACAUGGGAUUUGAGCCACAGAUCCGUAAAAUUUUGGAGCAGAUUCGUCCUGAUCGUCAGACACUCAUGUGGAGUGCAACUUGGCCCAAGGAAGUAAGGAAGCUUGCUGAAGACUUCCUUAAAGAAUAUGUACAACUCAACAUUGGCGCCUUACAGUUGAGUGCCAACCACAAUAUCCUCCAGAUCAUUGAUGUGUGCAAUGAUUCGGAAAAGGAUUACAAGUUGUUGAAGCUGCUAGAAGAAAUAAUGCAGGAGAAGGAAAACAAAACACUGGUGUUUACAGAGACCAAAAGGAGAGCUGAUGACUUAUCCCGUAAAAUGAGGAGAGAAGGAUGGCCAGUGAUGUGUAUUCAUGGUGACAAGUCCCAGCCCGAGAGGGACUGGGUACUCGCUGAAUUCAGGAAUGGUCGAACACCUAUUCUUAUCGCAACAGAUGUGGCUUCCCGUGGUUUAGAUGUGGAAGACAUUAAGUUUGUCAUAAACUUUGACUACCCCUCAAGCUCUGAGGACUAUGUACAUAGAAUUGGGCGUACUGCCAGGGCAGGCAACACUGGAACUGCUUACACAUUCUUCACCCCAGACAACGUCAAACAAGCCAAUGACCUUGUCAAUGUCUUACGAGAAGCCAACCAAGUCAUCAAUCCCAAACUCCUUCAGCUAGCUGAGAACUCCAGAUUUGGUUACAAAGGUCGUGGUAGGUCACGUGGACGAGAUGAUAGGGGCAGUCGGUUUGGAAAUCGUGAUUCAUUUGGCUCACGAGAUAGGGGAUCAAGUCGUGGGGGACGGGGUGGCUAUGGAGGAGGCCGGGGUGGAUAUAGUGAUGGUGGCGGUGGCGGCAGCUCUGGCUUCAACAGAGAUAGGUCUAAUGGCAGUUCUGCUGGUGGGGCAAGCAGGUUCUCUAAUCAGGGGACCUCACGGUUUGGGGGGGCCAGUAAUAGUACAAACAAUAAUUCAUACAGCAACAAUACAAACAAAAGCUAUGGACAAGGGGGUGCCAACAGCUAUGGUAGUCAAAAUGCUAUGAAUGGUGGAAAUUUUGGAAAUCAACAUCAGCAACCACCACAACAACAGAAUGGCUAUGCUAGUAGUAAUGGUGUGAACAACAAUGCUGGCAAACCCAAGGACUUGCAAAACAUGGCUUACAUGUACAGCCAAUGGAUGCAGCAAUCUCAAAAACCUAAUCAACCUCCCCUCCCAAGUGGCAAUCCACCACCACCACCUGCACCACCAAAGUUCCCUCCCCCACCUCCCCCAUCUAUGUGAUGAUACAUGAUUUUAGUACUUGGAAAGAAAUUUCGGUGCAAGUGGAGUUUUAUUUAUUGUUGAACUUAAACUUUUAGUUCCACUACCUGUCAACGUCGUAUACCAUGGUGAUGUCAUUUGGUCUAUAUAUUGUCUGUGUGUGUGGGUGUGUGGCGAUGAAUAUGUGAGAGAGUGUUAGAGUGAGUGAACAUCUUCCGACAUGGGGUAUGGCAUGUCUUGCUUCCAGUUGGUGAAGUUUUAACUGAACAAUAAUAGAUAUAUAGACCUGAAGUCGGUGAUGCAUUAUCUGUAGUACAAUUUUGGAUGAUGUUACAUUUUAAGUCAUGGGAUCAAUCAAGGGAGCAUCGGUGAACAACUUCUUUGUGUUUAGGAUAUUUUACUGUCUCCAUUGGAGUCUUCAAAAGAAAUCCAAAUUUUGUUGGGAAGUUUCUUUUCAUUCGGUAUUUUGUAAGGGUUACUGAUGCUUGCACAAUUUUUUUCAGGGAACAUUUUUUAACAGCCUUACCUAUGAUAGUCAUAUUCAUCUUUUUGGGAGUGCGGAGGGUUGGGAUAUCAUCUUUGGAGUACAGGGUAGGGUUUAUCAUUUUAAGUCAUUCAAAAGAAUUUUUACACAUCCUAGGAGCAGUUUGAUUCUCAUCAGGCAUGAGUAAAUGUUGCUCGAGAUUUUUUGGAAAUUAAAAUAUCAAUAUAUAAA
Mizuhopecten yessoensis (Yesso scallop) is the source of this 2949-nucleotide messenger RNA. RefSeq names its product ATP-dependent RNA helicase dbp2-like. Lineage: Eukaryota; Metazoa; Mollusca; Bivalvia; Pectinida; Pectinidae. Gene Ontology annotation, biological process: alternative mRNA splicing, via spliceosome. Gene Ontology annotation, cellular component: nucleus; cytoplasm; ribonucleoprotein complex. The transcript has 13 exons. Gene Ontology annotation, molecular function: RNA helicase activity; ATP binding; RNA binding. Bases 132 to 2255 code for a protein of 707 amino acids. The record is from RefSeq and is a predicted model, not a curated record.